GGAAAAAGAAAAGAAAUUAGUGGGACGGACCUUAAUUAAGAACCUUGUUGGGUCGUCCUAAGAGGUACGUGUCGCGUUUUAAGGAAGAGGCGAAGUCGUCUUCUCCCUUCUUCUCUGCUUCUCCGCCGAUUGCAGGUUUGCGUGAUUGAGCUUCGUCAGAGACGGCCAGCGAUGAUGGGUCAGAAAGAAACUGGUGGGUGACAGAGCAGAGGUCGAUCAUCAAUAAUCAUCCUUCACAACUCCAAGUUCUUCUUUCUCCUCAAGAUCCAAAGCUGCUCAAAGAUCUCUGCCCUCAACUCUGAUUAAGUCCUGAUCCUGUUUCGUUGGUUCGUGACCAUACCGUGAAGGAGAAGCUUGUGGAACGUGGUGUCUCUGUGCAAAGCUACAACGGUGAUCUAUUGUUUAUUACCCCACCAGCUCAGUAUAGAUCUCCACAAAGAGGAUUUAUGGCAAAGCAAAGGGAAAAGAUAGAGCAGAAGCAAGCGCAUAUGGAGGAGGACAGAAGCAAUGACCUCAGAGGCUGGACUCUCGGUUUGGAAACAUGAAGGAAGCGAGAAUGAGAAGGUUUGCAGACCAGGGUACGUACGUGAGUGACUAAUAAGAAACUUAUAAAAUCCUACCAAUAAACUCUAUUUUUAUGAUUGUCCUUACCAAAAUUUCUUAAGUACAAAGUAAUAAUAAAAUAUUUAAGGACUCAAAUUUUGGGACAACCAGUAAUGAUGCUCUAAUAAAAAUAUUUUAGACGAUACAAAGAAAACUCUACAAAGAAAGUAAGUGAUUUGCGCCUGAAAGUCAUAUGCGACACGUGGCAUGAACUUGUCCCAAGUCAACGGUUUCUACGUCCUAUACUUUUUCGAUAUUUGCAUCCCUGUCCUCUUAUCUUAAUUUCCUUAGAAAAUCACCCCUUUCUUUCCCUUAUAUGUUUUGACCUUUCAUCGUUGCCAUUUUGCCAAAUGCGUGUUCGGCUGCACCUAACUCAUGGAACCAACAAACACCCCUCCACGUCUCUUUUCACAUAUCCACCUAUAUAUAUUCUUGUGAUUUCUUUUCUUGUUUUUUUGACAUACUUGUGAUUUCAUUUUGUUUAUUAAGGUCAUAAUCAAAAAGAGUAUGAUUUCAUUAUGAUUUCAUUGUAUAUGUUUUCGAGAAUAAUUAAACACGAGAGCUGAUGUUAUAUAAUUGAAUGAAAUAUAAGAAUUUUCGUUGGCAACAUAUUCCUUCAUCAAUGAUUUUAAGAACUCGUUGACUAAUACCAAGCACCAAGCAAAACGUUGAUCUUUUCCCUCACAUACCUUCACAAAAGAAUAAAAAUGUAGUAAAAGAAACUCAAGUUGCAAGAAGCAACAUAAUUGUUUCUUAAUAUAAACAGAAGUUAGAAUUCACAGAGUAAGAUAAAGAUAGAAGAAUGGUUUGGAGUAGUUGGAAGUUGAGAUGGAUAUUGCAGUUUGGAUUCUGCGUUAUGAGUUUGGGAUAUGCUUCAGUUUCAGGAUCAUUCUCCUUUGAAAUUCACCAUAGAUUCUCGGACCAGGUCAAGACCGUUCUUGGCGGCCAUGGCUUGCCUGAAAUGGGCACUCUUGAGUACUACGAGACCUUGGUUCACCGUGACCGAGGUCGCCGGCUAACCUCCAACAACAACCAGACGACUGUUUCUUUCUCUCAAGGCAACUCCACACAAGAAAUCAGUUUUUUGCAUUAUGCGAAUGUGACGGUAGGGACACCGGCUCAAUGGUUCUUGGUGGCUUUAGACACGGGAAGUGAUUUAUUCUGGUUACCUUGUAAUUGUAAUUCCAGUUGCAUACGGAGCAUGGAGACCGACCAAGGCGAGAGGAUAAAGCUCAACGUCUAUGACCCAACUAUAUCAACAUCAAGCUCAAAGGUUCCGUGCAAUAGCACACUUUGUGCAUUAAGAAACAGAUGUGUUUCUCCUCUCAGCGAUUGCCCUUACCAAAUUCGAUAUCUCUCGCCUGGAAGCAGAAGCUCAGGUGUGUUAGUGGAUGAUGUGAUCCACAUGAGGACAGAAGAAGGAGAAGCCAGAGAUGCUAGGAUCACAUUCGGAUGUAGUGACUCCCAAGUAGGGUUGUUCGAAGAAUCGGCUGUAAAUGGAAUAAUGGGACUUGCAAUAGCAAACAUAGCGGUUCCAACCAUGUUGGCCAAAGCUGGUGUGGCCUCAAACUCUUUCUCAAUGUGUUUUGGUCUGAAAGGGAAAGGAACAAUCAGUUUCGGAGACAAAGGCAGCUCAGACCAGCUUGAGACUCCAUUGAGUGGCACUCUUUCUCCGCCCUUAUACGAUGUGACCAUCACCGAAUUCAAGGUAGGAACUGUGACGGUCGAAACAGAAUUCAACGCGAUAUUUGACUCUGGGACAGCGGUUACAUGGCUGAUCGAGCCUUACUACACUGCUGUUACCACAAACUACCAUCUUCAAGUAGCAGACAGGCGACUUCCGGCAAGAGUGAAGAGUCCCUUUGAGUUCUGCUACAUUAUUACAUCAGCUACUGAUGAAGAGAAGCUUCCUUCAAUUAGCUUUAAGAUGCAAGGAGGAGCUACGUAUAAUGUUUUCAGCCCUUUACUUGUCUUCGACACCUCCGAUGGUGGAGAAGUCUAUUGCUUGGCCGUCUUAAAGGAAGUUACUGCCGGUUUCAAUAUCAUCGGACAAAACUUCAUGACCAACUACAGAAUCGUCCACGAUCGUGAGAGAAUGAUCCUAGGAUGGAAAGAAUCUGAGUGUAACGAUAAAAAUGGUUUCACGGGACCUACCGCUUCAGCAAACCCGCCAUCGCUGCCACCAAUGCCAUCUCCAAGAUUCAGAAACCCUUCUACGCGUUUGAACCCUCUAGCUACUUCUUCACUCCUCAUCAUUUGCUUCUUUUCUUUUGUAUGUUUGUGAAUAUGAAUUACAUAUACUACUGUGCAAUUGGUAAUAUUAUUUUCGGUUUAUACCAUCAGAGUGCAACUUA
Messenger RNA from Raphanus sativus (radish), 2957 nucleotides. Its product is annotated as aspartyl protease family protein 1. Gene Ontology annotation, molecular function: aspartic-type endopeptidase activity. The transcript has 13 exons. NCBI's taxonomy places the organism in Eukaryota, Viridiplantae, Streptophyta, Magnoliopsida, Brassicales, Brassicaceae. The coding region runs from base 1406 to 2887 and encodes 493 amino acids. The record is from RefSeq and is a predicted model, not a curated record. Gene Ontology annotation, biological process: proteolysis.